Oryzias latipes (Japanese medaka) is the source of this 2540-nucleotide messenger RNA. RefSeq names its product solute carrier family 2, facilitated glucose transporter member 11-like (gene slc2a11b). Lineage: Eukaryota; Metazoa; Chordata; Actinopteri; Beloniformes; Adrianichthyidae. Gene Ontology annotation, molecular function: D-glucose transmembrane transporter activity. Gene Ontology annotation, cellular component: plasma membrane. The record is from RefSeq and is a predicted model, not a curated record. Gene Ontology annotation, biological process: dehydroascorbic acid transport.
GCGGUCUGCCAUUAUGUAAGGAGGCUUCACUGACUGUGGGACAAAAAACUUUCUUUUGGAGUUAAAAUGAUUUUCAAUGAAGCAACAUCAGAAUCAAAUGACAAGUUUCCGAACAAAUCCCUUUUGCUGGCUGUGUUUGCUGCUUGUGUUGGUGGGACCUUUCAGUAUGGAUAUAACAUCUCUGUCAUCAAUUCGCCCACUAUGUACGUGCAAGACUUCAUCAACCAGACCUGGGCUAAUCGCUACCAAAGUGACAUAUCCAAAGAUGCUCUCACCCUCCUUUGGUCCACCAUAGUGUCCAUAUUCACCUUAGGAGGACUUGUGGGAGUAUCAAUUGGUGGGACAUUGUCUAUAAAGCUGGGGAGAAAAAGGACACUGUUGACCAAUAACCUGUUUUCUCUGAUGGCGGCUCUGCUGAUGGGUCUGAGCUCGUCUGCUGGAUUAUUUGAGCUGCUCAUCAUUGGUCGUUUUUUCAGUGGAAUAAAUGCAGGCAUUGCUUUAAGUGUUCAACCUUUAUACUUGGGGGAAAUCGCUCCGACUGCGUUACGGGGGGCCAUGGGCAUGGGGACCUCCAUUUUCAUCACUGGGGGAAUCCUAACUGGACAAGUGAUGGGCCUCAAAGAAGUCCUUGGCAAAAGGGAGUACUGGCCCAUCCUCCUCUCCACCACCGGCAUUCCAGCAAUCCUGCAGCUCCUGAUUCUGCCAUGGUUCCCUGAGAGCCCUCGCUACCUGUUUAUUGAUAAAGGAGAUGAUGAGGCUUGUAAAAAAGCCUUGAGGCAGCUGCAUGGUGCAGAAGACUGUCACGCCGCAUUGGAAGACAUCACCAAAGAGAAGAACAACUUAGCAGGUUUCCAGGCUAAGAAACCCUGGGAGCUUUUUGCUGAUCGCAGUUUGCGCUGGCAGCUUCUCACCAUUAUUUUGCUCAACAUGGCACAACAGCUGAAUGGCAUCAAUGCUAUCUACUUUUAUGCUGACUAUGUGUUUAAGCAAUCAGGGAUUCCAGAUGAUAAAAUACCAUAUGCAACUGUUGGAACUGGUGCCUGUGAAUGCAUCACUGCUUUAACGUGUGGUUUGCUCAUUGAGUAUCUGGGAAGAAAAGUGCUCAUCACUGGAGGAUACUUCCUCAUGAGCAUCUGCUGCAUUCUGUUCACGCUGACACUCACUUUCCAGGAUGUUAGUCCUGUUUUUCCAUACCUGAGCAUGGCCUGUGUUUUUGCUUUUAUCUUGAGUUUUGGCCUCGGACCAGGUGGAGUGACUAACAUCCUCACCACAGAGCUGUUCACACAAUCCUCACGCCCUGCAGCGUUCAUCAUCUCAGGAUCAGUGAACUGGCUCAGCUUUUUCUUCGUUGGUUUGGUCUUCCCGUUCAUUAUUAUUGGUCUUCAGCAGUAUUGUUUCCUGGUCUUUUUGGUUGUGUGCUCCUUGGUGGGACUCUACAUUUUUCUUGUUGUUCCUGAAACAAAAAACAAGACCUUUGUGGAAAUCCAAAACGACUUCCAGUCCUCCAAAAACGUGAAGCUCGGCAACUCUGAUGGAGCAGGGACCAUACUCUUAUCAACUUCAAUAUGAAACAAGCAUGAGAAAGCUCUUAAAAUAUCUUUUUUAUCUGUUGUCAUGUUUAUGAAAAAAUUGGAUCCAUUAUACGUAACAAAAAUAUAUACCCAAAUUAAAUGAUUUCCUGUAAACCAAGCUGCCUGCUAAAACAGGUAGGUAAAUGGUAAAUGGCGUAUACUUAUAUAGCGCCUUUCUUCCUACAAGGACAAAGCGCUUUACAGUCACAGACCCAUUCACCCAGUCACACACACAUUCACACACACAGUCACACACUGGUGGUCGCUCCGCUGCCAAGCACAGGCGCCCGCCUACCACCAGAGGCAAGGUGGGGUUCAGUGUCUUGCCCAAGGACACUUCGACUCAUGGGCGUGCAAGGCGGGAAUUGAACCUGCAACCUUACGAUCAUGGGACGACCGCCCUACCGCUGCACCACGGCCGCCCCUUGAAGUACCUUUGUAUAGUUUUGUAAAACAGCAAACAUUUGAGGAACAAUCAUUUGUAAAGUCUGUACUUCUUUUAAAAAGUGAUUUAUUUACUAAAUGCAUAAUUGUAAUAGUACUACUGCUGAGAUACUGCAAAUCAAAAAGGACAUAAGGUGGCAUCAGGGCUGUCUUUGCACUACUGGGAAAGUUUACAUUUUAACUCUGCAAAAAGAGGGAGUUUGUAAGUCAAACAGUAACAAUUUCCUUUUUUAUAAACCAUUUCUCCUCAAACAGUCUCAAUUAUUGCAUGAAAGGAACAACAAUGAGAGACUUGCGAUGUCUGACUCUGGAGUUUUUUGUUUAUGGGGCUUUUUUCCCCUGCAGACAACAUGUGAUCACAUUUAAAUUUAGAGUUACAAGUCUGUCUAAUCCGUUUUGGCAGGAUUCCCUUUUCUGCAUGCUGUCCAACAGCUCGCAGUACUGUAUCAACGUGAACAAAUGUUAAGGCUGAACACAAUAAAAGGUGCUUUGCUGAUUUUGUUCAAUAAAAAUCGGUUGAUGAAA